Peronospora belbahrii is the source of this 828-nucleotide messenger RNA. The record is from the annotation of a GenBank genome assembly. NCBI's taxonomy places the organism in Eukaryota, Oomycota, Peronosporomycetes, Peronosporales, Peronosporaceae.
AUGACGUAUUCGACAAUAGUUAGCGUAAAGCCCAUUGACGCUGAGAAACGUAUGGACUCUGCACGCUCUAUAUGCAACUCUCCAUUAUCUAUUUCCGAUGUGGGUUUUAACAGCACCCUAGGACCUUUAGAAAGCAACAAGGUGAAUACUGCUAGUACUAACAACAACGCGAAAUCAGGUGAUAAUCUUGAACAACCUAAAUCGCAGGACGGUAUGCGUGCCCUAGCUUUGGGUUCCGUUGAUAUUAAUGACGCUUUUGCGCAUCCUAUGAGCAGUUCCCAGUCGCUCAAGCGCAAGGCUGUUGAAGAUGCCGAAGAAAUGCAGGGUCAAAAGAUCAAGAAGAUCAAGAAGAUCAAGACAGAGCAGCUGACGUCUGGUGAAACUGAGAGUGACUAUGUGCCAACUGACAAUGAGGAGGAUGAAGAAGAGCACGUUUACAAGUCUUCUACUUUUCGUGAUGGAUGUGGAAAUGUUGAGUUAAGUUUCGAUGCUAAUGUUGAAUGUAGCAGAGAGUUGCCCCGCCGUUGCAGCCGUCGUACGCUUUACAUUGAGUAUUGGAGCCGAACCGGUGAGUGUAAGGAGCGCAAGUGGGAUCAUCUUGAUGAGAUUGCCAAGACUUAUGGGUCAGCUGAGGAUCAUAUUUUUGCUACUACUCUGAAGGGUAGAACUGCGUUUCUAGAACCCAAUAUGUUUCCCUAUGACACUCCUGCAGGCAUUGAGCACUGGACGCUGUGGCACGUGAAGGAUCUGAAUCAUGAACAGGUGGCCGAGGGGCUCACGGUGCUGCAUGGCCGCAAGGUGGAGAAUUUGGUGCACGAGAUAGAUUGA